AUGACUUCCUCCUGCGUCAGCUUACCCUGCUCUCUGGGCUGCACCAAGCCUCUGGGAGCAAGAAACCUCCCCGUCCCUGUGGUUGAGGUCGAGUGCCCGACCAGACCAGAGUGUCUCUUGGCCAACCUGGCACACGCCAACCGAGUGCGUGUGGGGUCCACCCCUCUGGGCCGACCCAGCCUCUGCCUGCCCCCCACCUGUCACGCUGCUUGUCCCUUGCCGGGGACCUGCCACAUUCCCGGCAACAUCGGAAUCUGUGGGGCCUACGGCGAAGGCAGCCUGAAUGGCCACGAGAAGGAGACCAUGCAGUUCCUGAACGACCGCCUGGCCAACUACCUGGAGAAGGUGCGUCAGCUGGAGCGGGACAACUACGAGGCCAUGGUGGAGACCAACCGCCAGGACGUGGAGCAGUGGUUCCAAGCCCAGUCUGAAGGCAUCAGCCUGCAGGCCAUGUCCUGCUCGGAGGAGCUGCAGUGCUGCCAGUCGGAGAUCCUGGAGCUGAGAUGCACGGUGAACGCCCUGGAGGUGGAGCGCCAAGCCCAGCACACCCUGAAGGACUGCCUGCAGAACUCCCUGUGCGAGGCCGAGGACCGCUAUGGCACGGAGCUGGCCCAGAUGCAGAGCCUCAUCAGCAACGUGGAGGAGCAGCUGUCUGAGAUCCGGGCCGACCUGGAGCGGCAGAACCAGGAGUACCAGGUGCUGCUGGACAUCAAGGCCCGGCUGGAGGAUGAGAUCAACACGUACCGGAAACUUCUGGAGUGCGAGGACUGCAAGGAGGUGACCGUGUCUGUCUAUGCACCUGUGCCCCAGUCUGAAGGCAUCAGCCUGCAGGCCAUGUCCUGCUCGGAGGAGCUGCAGUGCUGCCAGUCGGAGAUCCUGGAGCUGAGGUGCACGGUGAACGCCCUGGAGGUGGAGCGCCAAGCCCAGCACACCCUGAAGGACUGCCUGCAGAACUCCCUGUGCGAGGCCGAGGACCGCUACGGCACGGAGCUGGCCCAGAUGCAGAGCCUCAUCAGCAACGUGGAGGAGCAGCUGUCUGAGAUCCGGGCCGACCUGGAGCGGCAGAACCAGGAGGUGCUGGGGGAGAUGCGGUGCCAGUACGAGGCCAUGGUGGAGACCAACCGCCAGGAUGUGGAGCAGUGGUUCCAAGCCCAGUCUGAAGGCAUCAGCCUGCAGGCCAUGUCCUGCUCCGAGGAGCUGCAGUGCUGCCAGUCGGAGAUCUUGGAGCUGAGACGCUCAGUGAACGCCCUGGAGGUGGAGCUACAGGCGCAGCACGCGCUGAAGGACUGCCUGCAGAACUCCCUGUGCGAGGCCGAGGACCGCUACGGCACCGAGCUGGCCCAGAUGCAGAGCCUCAUCAGCAACGUGGAGGAGCAGCUGUCUGAGAUCCGGGCCGACCUGGAGCGGCAGAACCAGGAGUACCAGGUGCUGCUGGACGUCAAGGCCCGGCUGGAGGACGAGAUCAACACAUACCGGAAACUUCUGGAGUGCGAGGACUGCAAACUCCCCUGCAAUCCCUGCGCCACACCUGCCUCCUGUGGCCUUUGUCCUGGCCGCGCCCCCACCACCUGUGCGCCUCCCCCUGCCAGUGGAGCUGGCACCUGGAGCCGAUUCUGA
Molecule: messenger RNA, 1617 nt
Organism: Propithecus coquereli (Coquerel's sifaka)
Lineage: Eukaryota; Metazoa; Chordata; Mammalia; Primates; Indriidae
Product: keratin, type I cuticular Ha8-like
Exons: 10
Coding region: 1-1617 (538 amino acids)
Molecular function (GO): structural molecule activity
Source: RefSeq, a predicted model, not a curated record